This is a messenger RNA of Heterobasidion irregulare TC 32-1, 3975 nucleotides long. RefSeq lists its product as uncharacterized. The record is from RefSeq and is a predicted model, not a curated record. Gene Ontology annotation, molecular function: protein binding. Bases 1 to 3975 code for a protein of 1324 amino acids. The transcript is spliced from 17 exons. Lineage: Eukaryota; Fungi; Basidiomycota; Agaricomycetes; Russulales; Bondarzewiaceae.
AUGAGCAUAAGCCCGUCAUACCGUGAUGUAGUUCUUGCUGCUCGAAAAGGACUGUUUAUAAUCGAUCUCGAAGCACCACUUGAGCUACCGCGUUUCCUUCCACAAGGUGGAACAUGGGAUGUUGCGGACGUUCAAUGGAAUCCACAUCCAGCGCGUGCGGAGUAUAUCGUGUCCACCUCUAGUGAAAAGCUUCUGAUAUGGAACUUGUAUCUGUCGGGGAAAACAUCUAUCGAACACGUUCUUCACUCACACUACCGCGCUAUCACAGACAUCAAUUGGCAUACACAGGAUCCCGAUAUUGUGGUCAGUACGGGUAUUGAUUCGUGGUUGUGGGCUUGGGACCUAAGAACUCCAAGUAAACCAGUGAUGGGCCUUUCUGCAUUCAAUGCACAGACUGGUGCAGUGCACCUGUCUGAGCUUCUCUCGACUACUCGUGAUGUGAUGUUCUCUCCUCUAGCACGCGAGCUAGGAGAUGCAGGAACUCAAGUGAAGUGGAAUCGUCAGGACGGAAAUGUGCUCGCGUCGUCACACAAAAACGAAGUUCUUAUUUGGGACCGACGGAAAGGCUCCAUCCCCGUGACAUGCAUUCAAGCGCACAGUGCAAAGAUAUACGGUAUCGACUGGGCUCAUAACAGUUCUCACGAGAUUGUUACAUGCUCCCUCGACAAAACGAUCAAGGUUUGGGACAUACAUGACCUGGAGGGAAAGAGUAAACCUUUUCAGCGCUCAUGGGGGUCUUCAAAGGUUCAGUAUGGAUACGAACCACAGACCGUCAUACGCACGAUGUAUCCUGUUUGGAGAGCCAGGGAUCUUCCGUUCGGUAAAGGGAUUCUUAGUCUACCGCAAAGAAGCGAACAUGCGCUAGAGAUGUGGACGCACAGCCCUGAUCAACCCCAGCCAACAACACCUGUCGAGGUAUUUGAAGGACAUACAGACGUGGUCAAGGAGUUUGUUUGGAGGAGAGGAGGGCCAGAUUGGACUGAAUUCCAAUUGAUUACCUGGUCGAAAGACAAGACCCUGAGGCUUUGGCCUGUUGAAGCUGAUGCUAUGCAGAGAGCAGGCCAACCCAGCGGAACACACGCUCUGCCUCGCAUGCAAGGGUAUGCUGACAACGGAACUUCGUUUCGGACCCCAGACAUCACACAUAAGGCGGAAGCUACAUUUUCAGCCCCUGUCGGUCACCGUGGCAUUCUUGCGGAAGUCCGCGCGGCACCUCCCUCCCGCAAUCCUGGUCUACGCCAGCGGCACCAACCCCUCCUCAAUCGUACGUCUAUCUACAGUUCCACUACUCUGGGACCGCAUGGGUCCAUCCGCUCUCGCAGGACUCAGUCCGAAUCUGAGCUAGACCAAGCACCGACCACAACUGUGCUGCCAAUCCCAAAUGCAGCGAGACAUGGCGGCACGAUGUCCAAGGGCAAUGUUGGAGGAAAAUCGGCGCGUGUGGAUGCAGUCCAGUGGUUGUCCAACGUUCGCAUUGGUGACAAGGGGAGGGAAGGAAGUUCAGGGACAGGAAGCGGGCAAAACAGUGGCAAUGCGAGUCGUAUUGGAAGUCGUAGUCGACAGAGCUCGAGAGAUCCCCCGCCGGGAUCUGGGCAAACUCUUCUCAGUUUCGGGACGGGUGGGCAGAAGAGGAGCGACAGUAGAAGCAGGUGGGAAGGUGAUGCGGACGAGCAGAGCUUGCAGGAUGAGAUAACCACAGUCCUAACAAAGCUAUCGGCUUCUAAGAUCAAGCUUGAGAAGCACGACCUGACAAAGAGACGAACAUGCACAUUAGGCCUGAAUGGACCUUGGGGCGAGACAUCGUCGGUUUUUAUUCGUGUUUCUUUUACCUUUCCAAAUGAUUACCCUCAAGGCCUGCACCCUGAAUGCACCCCAAGCGUCGAGCUCGAGCGAACACCCCUCAUCUCAAUGCGCAACCGCGCCCUGAUGCUCCGCCGGCUUCGUACUAUUCUUCGCUCGCGUCGACCAUGUCUAGAGGCCUGUCUUAGAUUUUUACUUUUCCGAAACGAGGAUCAGCAAGAACGCCAAACCGUACAUAUGGGGUUCGAAAGUUCUUCCGAUGAAGAUGAAUCCGCUAUGUCCAGAAGGGGGCGAGAUACUGGCGUCACUGUCUUGCAAAAUGAUAAGAACAUUGCUGAGCCGCGAACUUCUCAAGGUGUUUUUGGGCCGAAUGGCCAGCUGAUUUGUUUUACUCAUGCUCCUGUCAGAAUCGUCCAUAAUCCGUUGCACGACCCCUCUGCGUCAUCAUCCGCACCUCCAACCUCGAACGACAUGCAGAGUGUCCCUCGUCUCUUCCAGUCCCCUGCCUUACUUUCGGAUGCUAUUCGUAAUCUGACAAUGUCUUCUUAUGACCGGCCCAUAUCCAUUUCUGGCUCACGACACAAUGAAGACGGUGAUAACAUUCUGCAUGUCAUGACGGACCUUCUGUUCUUCUCGCGGCUCAAACAACGUCGCGCGUCGGAACAGUCACGGCUCGAAGGUUUAAAUGGAGGCUAUUCUUUGCUUCCGACACGUAUGAUGACUGUCUUCCUGAAGGACGCCACAUUCCUUGUCGGGGCGGACCGAGAACUGGCCAAAGAAUACGUGUUUGACGGACCACUCGGUGACCCAACGCCAGCCGGAAUGUGCAUGACCAAUGUAGUAGUAGCGAAGAAACAUGGACGGUCUGAUCAUGAGCGAUUCUUUCACGCGAUUGGUAUGGUCUUCUCCGCUCACAGUGCCAAGGAUGUAUCCUUUACCGCCGAGGAUCCAUGGGGUUCCAAUCCGUUGGUGAUUCAUCUAGUCAUGGAGAUGUAUAAUGAAUUUGCUCGAGAGAAGGAUGUUCAGAUGCUAGCCAUGGUUGCUGUCAUACUCUUGAAAAUGUACCAUUCUCCGCAUGUAAUUCAUAAAGAAUCUCCCUCUGUUCGAGUCAUCUCUCCACCUGCUCCCGCCAUUCCGCGUGUCGCUACCGGCGACUAUUUCGCUGUCGUUCGACGGCGCAAAGACAAUCGUGCGCCUCCACUCUCGCCCGUGUGGAACCGAACCGCCUCCUCACCUACCGCAAACCUUGUGUCGACGUCCUUAUCGUCUCUCUCUUCCCGUGGGUCAUGGUCUAGCCUUUUCAAUACUGGUAGCAUGCGACAGCUUAUGACGGGUACACAACAAGAGACAACCAGGGAGAUUCCAUACCUAGCCUCAAGCUCCGGCCCGGAAAACGAGAUUGUAGCGACUCCUGUUCCCGGUGUAAAGAAACAUAUACUCUCAGCCUCUGGCAUGGAUUCACCUACAUCUCGACGAAAAGGACGUGCCACAGAUUUGAAUAUGGAUGUUUCUGCGGUCACCAGUAGCAAGAGGAUUUCUGUAGCGUUUGCUCCUGGACAUGCUCAGAAUUCGCAGGGCCAACAUCCUACAUUUUCUCAGGUCGUCAGUGCUCGAACAUCAUUAUCCACGAGGACUUUAGUUGUCAAUGACUAUCGAGACACCCUACAUCAAGAACAGACGAGAAGUCUAAGCUUGUUCCGGCCACCAUUUAUCGAGAAGCUUGUGGAUCAUAUUCUGGCAUAUGCUGAAAUUUUAUUCCGCUGGGAACUGCUUCAGCAACGCCUUGAGCUCCUUAAAUCAAUCAGUCAGGAGCUCCAUGUGUAUGUCAAGCAUGAUACAGCACUGGAACAAAAUCAUCUGGGGUUCGUUUCCUUGUGCACACGAUGUGAAGACGACGCAACGCCACGAGGGCAUCGACCCUGCUCUUCUUGUCAUGCUCGGCUGACAAUGCCCCUUUGUUCAAUAUGUCGUCUUCCGGUGAAAGGGCUCUGCUAUAGCUGUCUUGCAUGUAAUCAUGUCAGUCAUGUAGGAUGCUGGAAGGCGGCCAAUGUGGCUGCUUGUGCUACUGGAUGUGGUUGUGUAUGCAAAGGUAUCGACGCAAGAGUAAAUGGACAGGAUUCUCUAAGCCGUUUUACAUUCUCGCCGCAGCCUAUAUCUUCACAACCCCUACUGUAG